Molecule: messenger RNA, 1721 nt
Organism: Lycium ferocissimum
Lineage: Eukaryota; Viridiplantae; Streptophyta; Magnoliopsida; Solanales; Solanaceae
Product: protein HOMOLOG OF MAMMALIAN LYST-INTERACTING PROTEIN 5-like
Exons: 6
Coding region: 205-1548 (447 amino acids)
Biological process (GO): late endosome to vacuole transport via multivesicular body sorting pathway
Cellular component (GO): multivesicular body
Source: RefSeq, a predicted model, not a curated record
AGUAUUAUUUUUCUUGGAAUAAAGAAACCAGAAUUGAGAAUUCCUUCCUUUCCUUACUUGACAAGAGGAGAAAUAGCAAGGAAAUAUCAAUAAAGUCAUGACAACAAUAUUGAAACCUGAUGUCGUUUAGCUCAAGAGUAGUCGUCGUACAUUAUUAACCAAAGCUUUCAUAAAUCGAAGGUUGUAGAAGAAGAAUUAGUAGCGAUGUCGAAAGAGAACGAACCAGCAAAGCUGCUAUUACCUUACCUUCAACGCGCCGAUGAGUUGCAGAAACACGAACCUCUCGUUGCCUACUACUGUCGAUUGUACGCGAUGGAGCGAGGAUUGAAGAUUCCUCAAAUCGAGCGUACAAAGACCACUAAUUCCCUCCUUGUUUCCCUUAUAAAUCAACUUGAAAAGGAUAAGAAGUCAUUGAAAUUGGGGCCUGAUGAUCAUUUGCAUGUGGAGGGAUUUGCCUUAAAUGUUUUCGCAAAGGCAGACAAACAAGAUCGAGCCGGGCGUGCAGACUUGAAUACAGCAAAGACGUUUUAUGCUGCGAGUAUCUUCUUUGAGAUCCUUAAUCAGUUCGGUGAACUCCAGCCUGAUCUUGAGCAGAAACAGAAGUAUGCAACUUGGAAGGCAGCAGAUAUAAGGAAAGCUUUGAAAGAAGGAAGAAAACCUGUACCAGGUCCUCCCGGUGAUGACGGAGAUAUUUCAGAUCUUUCCAGUGCACAAAAUGAUACAUAUGAUCUUCAACCUAGUGGUACUGAUUCAGUCAUCAAACCUGCACUAGAGUCAGAUUCAUUCCAUCGCGUGUAUGAUGACAAUGCACAGUAUUCUGCAAAUAGACCAUCUCCUCCAGCAGCCACCCCACCACCACCACCUUUACACAUCCCUCCAUUGCCUCCGGCAGCCACCACACACACACCGCCUUCACACAUCCCUCCAUCACCUCCGGCAGCCACCCCACAGACACCUCCUUCACACAUCCCUCCAUCACCUUCUUCAUAUCCUGGUGAUGAGUAUCCUUCACAUAAUGGCUAUUCAUCUCAUAAUGACUAUUCUUCUCAUAAUAAUUUCCAACAGCCUCCAUCAGUUAAUGCAUCUGAAAAUUCUUCUUACCCCCAGUCGUAUCACCAUCAACCUUAUGUGCAAGAACCACCGUCUCACUUGCCACAGCAGCACUACCCUUCGCAAUUUCCCAACUUCCAGUCGUAUCCUAGCUUUGCGGAGACCAGUCUUCCUUCUGCACCAUCACACUACCCUACUUACUACCAAGGCGCUGAUGCUUCGUAUUCCACAUUGCCUGCCUCUGGCACUGUAAACUAUAAAUCGAACAUUCAAUACAGCUCAAGUGAUAGAAAUGGAACUGCACCAGAAGCUGCAGCUGCUCCUGUGAAAAAAUAUGAAUACGACAGCAAUUACCAGCCCCCUUCGGAGAAAAUAGCUGAAGCGCACAAGGCAGCAAGGUUUGCUGUCGGAGCUCUGGCGUUUGAUGAUGUCUCUAUCGCUGUAGAUUAUCUAAAAAAAUCACUUGAAUUGUUAACGAACCCAUCAGCUGAUCAUUGAAGUGUAUCGUGUUAAAUAGCUGAACUAACUGAAUGUGUAAACGUUUCUCUGAUGUUGUUCACUAUUUGGUUUAAUUUGCAAAUUGGCUUUCAUCGACUGCUCUACUGUUUUAUAUUGAAACUGUGUUGCGGUUAUGUAUGCAUAGAGUCCAAUCAGCUUUUUGAUUUUUCUGA